AUGGUAGAAAAGUGCUUGAGAGUAAAAUCAACUAGUACCAGAGAUGAUAUGGUAGAAAAUCUUGUGGUCGAUAAUCAAAAUGUUCCUUUACUUGCAAUGUUCGACAUGACAAAAGUAAUCAACCGCAUCAAGGAAUAUAUAUCAGACGCAUUCGAAAAUAUGAAAGGAAAUUUAACUGUGAACAUAAGGAAGGAAAUUAAAGACUAUUUUGAUGACAUGAAGCAGAAUUCCACUGAUGCUAUUUCUGAAGCGCUUACUCCUCGGGACUGCUUUGACUUAGUUAGAAAAAACAACAUAAGUGGUGUGUUCAAAAUAUCCCCGGAGGGUAGAGCUGGAUUUAACGUGUACUGUGAUAUGGAGACGGACGGGGAGGGGGUGACGGUUUUUCAGCGCAGACUAGAUGGUAAAGUAGACUUCUAUCGCGGAUGGAAAGAAUAUGUCAAAGGAUUUGGUGACCUCAGAAAAGAAUUUUGGUUAGGUAAUGAAAAUCUUCAUGAUUUAACAUCUCAAGGAAGUUAUGAACUCAUGGUAGAUCUGGAGGAUUUUAAUGGAAAUAAGGCGUAUGCUAAGUAUUCUACCUUCAACAUUGUCGACCAGUCAACCUACUACAUACUGAUCGUGAAUGGCUACAGUGGAACUGCAGGCGAUUCUCUCAAGUACUAUAACAAACAGACCUUUUCGACGAAAGACAGAGAUAAUGACAACAAAAGUGAGGAGAAUUGUGCAGCAGUUUACAAAGGAGCUUGGUGGUAUGAUGCCUGUCAUACUUCUAAUCUAAACGGACUGUAUGUGGGAAAUAAAAUGGAUGACAAAAGCAUGCGUUGGUGGCAAUGGAAGGGCGCCCAGUCAAUGAAAACAACAGUGAUGAUGAUGCGUAGGAUAUGA
Messenger RNA from Mytilus trossulus (common blue mussel), 885 nucleotides. Its product is annotated as fibrinogen-like protein A. The record is from RefSeq and is a predicted model, not a curated record. Lineage: Eukaryota; Metazoa; Mollusca; Bivalvia; Mytilida; Mytilidae. The transcript is spliced from 6 exons. The coding region runs from base 1 to 885 and encodes 294 amino acids.